Messenger RNA from Culex quinquefasciatus (southern house mosquito), 5219 nucleotides. RefSeq names its product zwei Ig domain protein zig-8. Bases 3066 to 4637 code for a protein of 523 amino acids. Gene Ontology annotation, biological process: synapse organization. Lineage: Eukaryota; Metazoa; Arthropoda; Insecta; Diptera; Culicidae. Gene Ontology annotation, cellular component: neuron projection membrane. The transcript has 8 exons. The record is from RefSeq and is a predicted model, not a curated record.
GUCAGUUCGAUUUCGACGACCGUCGCGUGUGCAUCCACGGUGGAAUGCGCGCACUUCCCAACUCUGGGAUCCUCUACUAGAUAGUGAGUGUGUGGGAGACUGUGUGGUCGAUUCCGAGGGGUUAUCCCCGAGUCCCGCGGGAUUUACGGAGGUAGUUUGAGGGAUUACUGUCAGCGUUUCUCGUGCGACGACGUCAGAGUGAAGUUCUUGGCCAGUGCAUGUGGGAUGAAUAAUAAUGACGAGCCGAGUGGAUGUGUCACAACUCGGAGAUUCUCGAGUUCUGGGCGAGUGAUUCAAUUAUACUGGGUGGGGAAUGCCUUUGAAUAAAUUACAAUAAAUUUGCGAUUUUUCUGUGCUUCAGCACUAAGUGAGAUAGUUUUGACAACAAGGAAGAUCCGGACAACGAGGUGAGCAAUCGCCGAGGAGUUCGCUUUGUGUGUACCAAGAAAGUGAAAAGGAUCAAUUCAUAACAUAAAUUGGAAAAUCUACGUGAGUGAUUCGACGCGCCGUGUAACGAGCUGUCCUAAGUCAACAGGCAAAAGGUCCGCCUCACACGUGAAGAAAUCAAGGCAAAUAUUUUACCCGUAAAUUUCCAAUUUCCGGAACGUCCGGAGUGUGGGCGAAAUAUGGCGCAAAUGUUUACCGAAGCGGCAUCGAAGAGGUUUGUUUGCAAAUCGCCCUAAGCCAACAGCGAUCGCCAGGAAAACGUGGAUUGUUGUGAGAAAAAAGUGAAGAAAACCCCAGAAUCCUGUCAAGUGGAACAAGGAAAAUCUCAAUCGGGAAUCGCCAACUUCUGCAUGCCUCGUUGAGUCUGCAAACUACGACCUGUGCAAGAAACAGUGCGAAAUCGUUGGGGAUACCCGAACCUUAAGCAGCUGCUCUAAUAUAUUCAGUGUAUGUGUGAAAACCCCCCACCAUAAUUGUACGUGUGCAAGUUUAAGGGGAAUUGAGCCCCAGCAUUACAAACAGGCUCCGGCCGAAGCAAAACAACGACGUCUACGCCAGAAGAGACCCCCGGAUCAGAAGUGUCCGGACCAGAGCACGAAGAAAAUCCCAAACGUUAAGUGGUUCUGCUGCACCCUCCCUGAAAGUGUAUCCGGCCGUGAAGAGCCACAAAUAGGCGAAGCCCCCCCUAAGAAGAUCUCCAAGAAAGCCCCCCACCCCCGUCUCGAAUUGAAAUAAAAAAUUAAUCUAAAUGAAAACCGGAGGGGUGAAAAAAGCUCCCGCGUGUGAAGAGGAUUAAAACGCCCCCGCCCCCGUGGUGUCUGAUUGUGAACGGUUGGAACCUGCUUUGAUCCCGUGUGCGCUUGUACACACCGGUUGAGCUUCUUCGAGAGCCAGGAGGGCGUUUCCGGCCCACUGGGCACCAGCUGGCGUGAAAGGAUAUUCAAGAUUUGUGCUCGGUGUGUUGUCUGCCAGUGACGGGAUAUCCACUCCGCACAGGGAAUCUUCCCUCUCGCACAUGUAAGUGCGGCCCGGUCGGUGUGUGUUGUGUUUGUGUGUAAUAAUUACUUUGUUGAACCCGGGCGCUGUGGAGUUCAACUUGGAGGAAGAGAGAGAGAGAGAGAGGAAAAAAGUGGAAGGAAAAGUGUCUGUGGCAAGUCAAGUGCGCUCCAGUAACGGGCCAGGCUCUAUUCUAGUGAGAAGGUGAACGUAACGGAACGGAACAUCAAAGGGUUCUUGGGGAAAAUCUACUGGCAAUCCCGACGGGGAUGUACGGCUGGUAAGGACGUCAGCACGGAGAAAGGAACAGAAGCUGCUGUUGCAACCGCUAGCAGGCUCCUUCACACACAACUGCAGAUCGCCCCGGACGCCAGUCUCCAAGUCUAGUCGCGCGCGCGCUCGCUCGCUCCAGCGAUUGCAAUCUAUUGAAUAUUCAGUGGGCGUGAAAUGCCUGGUCACAGUGCGGACGUCCCGCAGGGACCUACGCUGGACAUUGGGAGAAGGAACCAAGUGAUUGGGGUGAAAAUCGCUCGAAAGUGAGCACACUUUCAAGGGUGAGCUGCGCCUGAACUUGAGGUGAACACUAUUGGCACGGACAAGAUGGUGGAUGGCGGACAAGAUGGCCGCCGGUAGAGCAGGACGGAUGCCGGGAAAGUUCGUCGACAAGAAGGACAAUGGCAGCGUCGGCAGUGGUCAAGUUGACUUAAUUCGAAAGUGAUUUCGGUUCGUUACAUAAUUCAUUGCCGGGGACCGGAACUGCUUGCCCGGAAGUGCGAUAGGGUGGUGCUAGGGAACUUUUCGCUCCGCGUGGGCUGGCUCGUCCUGGAUAGAGUCGGGGGUUGUUUUUUGUACAUAGUAAAUAGCUGUUUCUUUACUCGAUUCCGUUGCCAACUAGUGCACGUGUAAAUAAGCGAUUGUGUAGCUUGACACCCGGGGAAAGAAGAACCCAAGGCUUCAGCAUCCGACGACCCUGGAUGUAGUGGGAGAAUAUCUGCCUUUCAUUUUUCAUCUUCAUCGCCGUCCUCCCGUCUGUCCCCAAGCUGCUGACCGGUUAUGCUCUUAUCAUAGUUCCUUCGAGCAACGACUAAACUAGAGGAAAAACUAGUUUCCAGCUUGUACGUGAGAGUGUGUCUGUGUGUUUGUGUGUGCUUUUUCUAAACAGUAGUGUGCAACAAUAUUAUUUUACAUCGGCGUUGUAGGAUCCUAUUGAAACUAGAACAAGAACCUAACCUAGAAAAAAGGAGCUCGCACACGAACAAAAAAAAAAAGAAGCAAAGAUAACAAACACAAAAAGAAGACUGAAGGAUCCCCCGGCAGGACGGUAAAAACUUUCCCUCUAACCGGAAGCCCCGAUGUCAAGCAGCUGUGCCGCCAAUGCAGCAUUCCAUACAUAGAGUGUAAAAGUGUGUUUUUCACCGGAAACAGGAAGCGAUAACGGUUGCACGAACUACUUCUGAAAGAGUGCGCCCUCUGGAUCCCGAAGAAAGAAAGAAAAAAAACAACAAGCUUAUAAGAAGUUCCUUCAGAUAAGAAGCAUAACAGCUCAGCAUCACUACACACUCUGUGUGGGUGGGUGAGUGUGUGUGAGUGUGUAGCUGGCAACACUGGAAGCAGCAGCCAAAAUGACAAUGACGAAGACGUACAUCGUCUGCAUCUUGUGGGUGGCAGUUUUACUCGACAUGAGCGAUACAGUAAACGGCUCCCAACGUGAGGCCUCCAAACAACAGCAGCAGCAACGACAGUCCCAGUCCCAAUCCCAGUCCCAGCAGCAGCAGUCAUUCCAGCAAACGACAGCCAAGGACGCGUCCGGCCAAGUCAACAUGCUUGCCAGCAGCAGCAGUAGUAGCGGUCGAGGUGGCGUAGAGCCGACGGACGCCGCCCGGACCGGGCCGUACUUUGAUCUGUCGGCGUCGAAAAAUGUGACCGCGCUGCUCGGCAAAACGGCCUAUCUCAACUGCCGGGUGAAAAAUUUGGGCAACAAAACGAUGCUGCUGCAGGUGUCGUGGGUGCGGCACCGGGACAUCCACCUGCUGACCGUUGGCCGCUACACGUACACGUCGGACCAGCGGUUCCGGGCGAUCCAUCACCCGCACACAGAAGACUGGAGCCUGCAGAUCAAGUAUCCGCAGCACCGGGACUCGGGCAUCUACGAGUGCCAGAUCUCGACGACGCCGCACAUGAGCCACUUUGUGCACCUCAACGUCAUCGAACCAUCGACGGAAAUAAUUGGAGCCCCGGAUCUGUACAUCGAGAGCGGCUCGACGAUAAAUUUAACGUGCGUCGUGAAGGACUCCCCGGAGCCACCGGCGUACAUUUUCUGGAACCAUAAUAACGUCAUCAUCAGCUACGAUUCGCCCCGCGGCGGAGUGUCGGUCAUCACGGAGAAGGGCGACACGACCACGUCCUUUCUGCUCAUCCAAAGCGCCCGGCCGUCGGACUCUGGACAGUACACCUGCAAUCCGUCCAAUGCCAAAAGCAAAAGUGUCACCGUGCAUGUGCUGAAUGGCGUUUCCCAUUCUGUUUCCAGGGGAGUUCCCAGCAGCAAUGCAGCGCGCGGGCCAACCGCAUCAUCGCACGCCCCAGCAUCACCAGCUGUCAGUUUUGCUGUCUGUGUUUAUCUCAUCGCUGCUGUGCUGCAGACUGCUGGCGGCCUGUGCCGGACUGGGCAUGCCUGUGCCGACGUAGCCAUUUUUCUAGACGCCUACGCCACCACGCUAGUUCUUAGACCCCUUUUGUUGUUUACGCACACAAUCUAUCGCAAAUUGAUCAAUCAAAUUAGAAGAAGCAGCAAGACGACCGAUCUACGAAGGCUAGAUGUAACAGCACCACCACAAUCACAAUCACAAUCACACACAAAAUCAAGCACACUCCCAACCACGCUCGCGGACCUCGUGGCGAGGUUUACACAACCAUUGCAGCCAUUGCUACUACUGCUAUUGCGAGCCACUUUUUCCCUGCCCACACGGUGGCAGCACCAUCAUCACCACCAUCACCACCACCACGAAGAAGACGACAACGAUCGGCCCCGACGACCCGAUCCCAUUUUGCCCCGGCGGCCACCCCUUGAGCCCUCAGCGCUGAGGAGGCCCCACCACAGAAUGUCACAGAUGUUACAACUCAACCAACUUUACGAUCACACUUUUGGGUUUGUGUUGAAUCACUACUUGUGGAAUCAGCGAUUCGCAGUUAGAUGAAACAAUUUUAACGCCGUAGUAGGUUAAUCAAUCAUAUGAUGGUUAUUGUAAAUUUAAUACUUAACUUAAAAGAAAAGAAAAACACAGAAAACGCAAAGUAAAAAAGUUUAAAGAAAGUAAAUAAAUGAACAGAAAAAAGUCUAGUCUAAGGUGAUCUGUUAUUAUGAAUAAGCUUUAGGUAUCUAUUACUAGAAUUAUUGAAUAAGUUAAAAAAACAAUUUUCAAAUUCAUUUUCCAAAGGAAAGCAGCUAAAACGGUGUGUGCACACGAGCGAGCGAAAGAUUUAAUCUAAAUGGAACGCAACUGAAGAAAAAUAGCAAAAGGUAAAGUAAAUAAAACAAAAAAAAUACUGAAUUCGUUUUUAAUCCACGUUGAAACGUUAUGGAAAUAAAAGAGUAUUGGUCAUUGAGUGAUAUUUUCAUAUUAAAACUAUGACGAAGCAAAAGAAGAAAAAAAAAUUGCAGACACACAACCCGAGAAAAUAUAAUGAAUUAUGAAAAUACCAUAAAACAAUAUAUGAUAAAUGAAUGUACAAAAAUUAUGGAAAGUAUAUAUGAGAAAAAUAAACAAAAAAAAGUAAAA